UAUCUGUUUGUUUAUUUGCACCGCUCUUCUUCCCUUUCCCCCAUGUCCAUACGCCGAAUCCCUUUCAGCCAUUGCAGCAUCACUGAGUUUGAGACAGAUCUCCCGCACUUGAUUCACCAGUAAGAGAAUUCUCGAUGUGAUCUCUCUGUAAUUUUACUGCAAAUCUCAACAAGUAAUUGCUGUCUGUCUGUCUGCAACUCAAACGAUUAUACAGGGACGAAGGAGAAGAAGGAUUUGAUUCUCUACAAGUAUAGAUACAUAGAUAGAUAGAAAUCACAACACGCAAAGGAUGUAGAGUAGAUCAGACAAAGACAAAGAGAGCGCCAUUGUUAGAUCACCUCCGUCUAAUUGUGUGUCGGUUGUCAUUGAAAUUAUAAAUCCGGAGGAACUACGAAAAUGCCAAGCGUUGCCGUGAAGCUUUACAGCGUCUUCUUCAAACUCCUUCUCAAGCAUCGUCUCCAGAAUCGGAUCCAGAGCCCUAACGACGACAGCAAUAAUAAUCCCUUCGGUGUUACUUCUCGCCUUGAGGAAUCAAUCGCCACCGCUAAUCCAUCCUUCACAGAUGGCGUUGCAACUAAGGACAUUCACAUCGACUCCAUCACUUCUCUCUCCAUUCGUAUCUUCCUUCCUGAUACCUGUUUAAUCUCGCCCGAUUCGGACCAUAAGUCGCAUUCUGCAACAGUUAGGGCUAGGUCUGCAAUGAGACAGUCCGAGCCUGAUCUCGGAUCUCUUCUUAAGGAUCCAAAUCAACCACUCGUCCGUCGCAACAGCUACGGUACGCAGACGCCUGGUAAUGGAAUGGCAAUUGGAGAUGCUCGCAUUAGGAAUAGCUAUGGUAUUGGUGCUGAUGAUUCGAAUACGAAAUCGGAUAACGGCGUGUAUAGAGGAUAUGCUCCGUCAGUUUCUCACUGCCGUAAACUGCCGGUGAUAUUGCAAUUCCACGGCGGAGGGUUUGUCAGUGGGAGCUGUGAUUCUGUGGCGAAUGAUUUCUUCUGUCGCAGGAUUGCCAAGUUGUGCGAUGUUAUUGUUCUGGCAGUUGGCUAUAGACUUGCUCCUGAGAAUCGGUAUCCAGCUGCAUUUGAAGAUGGGUUGAAGGUGUUGCAUUGGCUGGCGAAACAGGCUAAUCUGGCGGAAUGCAGCAAGUCUUUGGGAAGUCAGCGUGGUGGCGGAGUAGAACUGAAGAAGGCUGAUUUUCAACGUCAUGUAGCUGAUGCAUUUGGGGCAUCAAUGGUGGAACCCUGGUUGGCUGCCCAUGGAGAUCCCUCCAGGUGCGUUCUUCUUGGGGUUAGCUGUGGUGCGAAUAUUGCUGAUUACGUGGCUAGGAAAUCAGUUGACGGAGGGAAGCAUUUGGAUCCAGUAAAAGUGGUUGCUCAGGUGUUGAUGUACCCAUUCUUUAUUGGAAGUGUUCAAACUCAUUCAGAGAUAAAGUUAGCAAAUUCGUACUUCUACGACAAGACCAUGUGUUUACUAGCUUGGAAACUGUUUCUACCCGAAGAAGAAUUUAGCCUUGACCAUCCAGCUGCCAAUCCUCUUGUACCAGACAGAGGACCCGCUCUGAAGCUCAUGCCACCUACACUGUCAAUUGUGGCCGAACAUGACUGGAUGCGAGACAGAGCCAUAGCAUACUCCGAAGAAUUGAGGAAGGUGAAUGUCGAUGCACCGGUUCUAGAAUAUAAAGACGCAGUUCACGAAUUUGCUACACUCGAUAUGCUCCUUAAAACCCCUCAAGCUCAAGCAUGUGCUGAAGAUAUUGCUAUCUGGGUUAAGAAGUACAUUUCACUUAGAGGCCAUGAAUUCUCCUACUAAACAGGAGAUCAAUGCAACUUUUUGUACUAUGAUCAUACUAGAUUAUUAAUUAAUGAAUAUUGUCUUUUAUGAUCGUAACAUAUGAUAAAAUGAGUGUCGAAUUUCAUUGUGCCCAAAUGGCCGUAUUUUUUCAUUUUUUUAUUCUGCUUUGUAUCUAUCCUGUUGUACUGUAUAUGGAAAAAGUUGCAUUUCUUGUUACUUUAUUAUCUUUCA
Molecule: messenger RNA, 2019 nt
Organism: Impatiens glandulifera
Lineage: Eukaryota; Viridiplantae; Streptophyta; Magnoliopsida; Ericales; Balsaminaceae
Product: probable carboxylesterase 11
Exons: 2
Coding region: 397-1806 (469 amino acids)
Molecular function (GO): hydrolase activity
Source: RefSeq, a predicted model, not a curated record